Humulus lupulus (European hop) is the source of this 1926-nucleotide messenger RNA. Its product is annotated as peroxidase P7-like. The record is from RefSeq and is a predicted model, not a curated record. Gene Ontology annotation, molecular function: peroxidase activity; heme binding. The transcript has 4 exons. Bases 42 to 1001 code for a protein of 319 amino acids. Gene Ontology annotation, biological process: hydrogen peroxide catabolic process; response to oxidative stress. Lineage: Eukaryota; Viridiplantae; Streptophyta; Magnoliopsida; Rosales; Cannabaceae.
AGCCAUUUUGCUCUGGUUGUAAAGUGUGCAAGUGUAAUUACAUGGGUUCUUUCAACUCCCUUGAUCUGCUAAUUAUUAUGAUUGUUGCCACUGCAUUUUUUGGUGCUGAUGGCAAGCUCACUCCAAAGCACUACUCCAAGACAUGUCCUCAAGCAUUGUCCAUUGUCGAGGCCGAAGUAGCAGCCGCCAUAGAAAACGAAACACGUGUCGGUGCUUCCUUACUCCGACUCCAUUUCCAUGACUGUUUUGUCAAUGGCUGUGACGGGUCUAUUUUGUUAGAUGAUACGGCCAACUUCGUGGGAGAGAAAACAGCAGCUCCCAACAACAACUCUGUCAGAGGGUUCGAAGUGGUCGACCACAUUAAGACCAAGUUAGAGAAAGCCUGCCCGGGAGUAGUGUCUUGUGCUGAUAUUCUAGCCAUUGCUGCCCGUGAUUCUGUUGUCCAUCUAGGAGGCCGGUCUUGGAAAGUUAGGUUGGGAAGAAGAGACUCUACCACUGCUAGCAGGAGCCUUGCAAACACGUCUAUUCCCGCACCAACUUCGAACAUAAGUCGUCUUAUAUCAAGUUUCUCUGCACAAGGGCUUUCCUUAAAGAACUUAGUAGCUCUCUCAGGUUCGCACACCAUUGGCCUGGCUAGAUGCACAUCAUUCCGGGCACGCAUCUACAACGACACAAACACCAUCGACGCCUCGUUCGCCAGGUCGUUGCAGAGAAAUUGUCCAACAAGUGGGAAUGAUGACAACCUCGCAGACCUUGACCUCCAAACUCCAACUCAUUUCGAUAACCUAUACUUCAAGAACUUGUUGAAAAAGAAGGGUCUUCUACAUUCAGACCAGGCUCUCUUCAAUGGAACUUCUGUUGAUUCUCUGGUUGAAAGAUACGCAAACAACAAUGAGGCAUUCUUGAAGGCCUUCGCUAAGGGUAUGAUCAAAAUGGGAAACAUCAGUCCUCUUACGGGAAGCCAAGGCGAAGUCAGAAUUAAUUGCAGAAAAGUCAACUAGAGGAGGAGAGGAGGUGAAAAUUAAAUUCCCUUAGUUCAAAUAAGGAGUAUGAAAUACGUUUGGGGAGAGGUAAUGUAAGCAUAUUCAAUCAAAUGCAUUGUGUGUAAUAACGUUUGGUUUAUAUAUAGAUGCUCGUCCCUGCUACAUAAUCAGCUCAUAUCUAUAAACACAGGAAAUUUAACCGUGUGGCCGAACUGUUUUAAAGAACGCAAUUAGCCGAAUGCAUUAUUGCACUAUUUAUAUUGGAUUAUUAUUAUUUGCAGUAGCACAAGACUUUGGCAUGGAAAGAACCAUUUCCUUGGGAACUUGUUAGAGGCACUUCUCCCAUUAUCCAGGUGCAUAAAUUAAGAUUCAAUCAUUGAUUUCUUCUUGUGUCAAAAAAUGAUAAUAAAAUUUAUCUAGACGUACACGUAGAGAAACAUUAGUCGGUACAAAUCCGAGCACCAAAGUUUUUGUUCCAUUUUUCUAAAUUCGAGUUACAAUCUGGCUGGGCUUUUUUUUGACAAAAAUUCCUAAAAUAUAAAAUUAACACAUUUGCACUAAAAUAAUAAAUCUAUAUAUGUAAUUCAUUAUUACCCAUGUGAUAAAUUGUUAAUUUAAUGUUUUCGUAUGAGUACUUGUUAUGAAUCUUAUGAUAACUACAAAAAUAAUAGUGUUGAAGGAAGAAGUUGGUUCGCACUAGGGUUGUGCAGAAACGAUCCGAUCCAAUAACAAACCGACUGAUCCAAUGUCAACCGACGGCUAAAAAUUGGAUAUCCAAUCAUGAUUGGAUUGGAUCGGAUGACAUUUUUAAAAAUCCAAUAUUGGAUCGGUCGGUUCUUGGAUGACAUGUAAAUUCAAUGGAUCCAACCGACCGAUCCAAUCCAAUAAUGAUCCAAUACCAUCCAAUUAAUAUUCAGAUAAAAAAUAUAUUAUAUAUUUUUUU